AUGGCGCCCGCGGCGUGGACGCGCGUCGCGAUCGUCGCGCUCGCGGUGACGCUGUCGACGCGCGCGGCGGUCGGAUUGGAGAUUCGCGUGCGACGAGGCGAGACGGAGUGCGUCACCGAGCGCGUGCGAGAGGCGGACGUCGCGAUCACGGGGUCGUGGUUCGUCACGAAGGGGAGCAACACGGCGGCGCCGAGCGAGCGCGGACCGCCGGGGUACGGGACGUACGAUGAUUACUAUUAUUGGGACGCGCACGAGGACGCGUUCGACGCGAGGGCGACGCUGGAGCGGGCGAAGGAUGGUUCGGAGGAGGAGAUUUAUAACGCGUUGAAGAGGAGUGAACACAGGUUUGACUACGUGGCGCGCGAUGCGGGGACGCUGCGGACGUGCUUUACGAAUUCGGGGUCGCGAGACGCGAGCGUGAGUUACAGCGCGUCGUUGGGCCAUCGGUGGGAUCACGAAAAGGCAAAGGCGCAACACAUCGAUCCGACGUACGAGCGGUUGAAUAACGUCGAAUCGAGCGUCGGGACGCUGAUGGAGGAGGUGAAGUAUCACGAGCGGCGGGCGAAGCGGCACUUGCGAACGGCGAAGUCGACGGACGCGCGCGUCGUGCGUUGGGCGCUGUGCGAAGCCGCCGUGAUGAUUUUGGCGAGCUAUUACCAAUUUUAUUGCGUGAAGAAACUCUUCCAAACGCGAGAUCGCCGCGGCGGGUUCGCGCGUGUUUAA
Ostreococcus lucimarinus CCE9901 is the source of this 723-nucleotide messenger RNA. RefSeq lists its product with no specific name. The transcript has a single exon. Gene Ontology annotation, biological process: Golgi organization; intracellular protein transport; endoplasmic reticulum to Golgi vesicle-mediated transport. Gene Ontology annotation, cellular component: COPII-coated ER to Golgi transport vesicle; Golgi apparatus; endoplasmic reticulum-Golgi intermediate compartment. NCBI's taxonomy places the organism in Eukaryota, Viridiplantae, Chlorophyta, Mamiellophyceae, Mamiellales, Bathycoccaceae. The record is from RefSeq and is a predicted model, not a curated record. The coding region runs from base 1 to 723 and encodes 240 amino acids.